UCAAGUGUGUGUAGGACACAAAGUUUCUUCAUUAAACCCACCCCUUUCUGAACAGACAUAAAAGGAACGGAAACAUUGUGAUUUCAUCCUCUUCCUGACACACGAUGGAUCUGCGAGUCUCUGUUGUUCUUCUUUUCUUUUUUUUCACUGGAGGAUAUUCACUCCAGUGUUACUCGUGCUCAUCUGAAAAGACGGGGUUCUGUGAAGCAAAAGUGGAAGCAUGUCUAGCUGGAUUUUCUAAAUGUGGAAAGACUAUAGUGGAAAAUUCAGUUGGUUCCUCUAAGGUGUCUUACACAGCUAAAGGGUGUACACCUAAAUGUGAUCCAGGGACCCAAAAGAAUGAAUUAGGGACAGUGUCUCUCCACUGCUGUGACACUGAUCUCUGCAACACAGCAGAUGGAGUGUUUAAGGGAAGCUUCCUCCUGCUCUUCUCUCCUCUGCUCUUCUACUUCCUGUUUCAGUGAGUCCAGAUUCAAGACUUCAGAUUCUACAGUGAAGAUCAGUGAAUAUGAGACACAUUCUGAUGCAUUACUAUAGUUUACUGAAUAAAGCUUUUGUUGCUCUGCUGUUCUUUGUAUCAUGAAUUGAAGAACUCAGAAAUAUGCAUUUUAAUAAACAAAUACGAAA
Messenger RNA from Megalobrama amblycephala (Wuchang bream), 627 nucleotides. RefSeq names its product lymphocyte antigen 6E-like. The record is from RefSeq and is a predicted model, not a curated record. The transcript has 4 exons. Bases 105 to 464 code for a protein of 119 amino acids. NCBI's taxonomy places the organism in Eukaryota, Metazoa, Chordata, Actinopteri, Cypriniformes, Xenocyprididae.